UGACCAGUGCACGUCAUCUCUGUCCCGCUCCUGACGUCGUCGCCAACCGGAAUAAAAUGUGAUUUCUCGGGAUUGUAACGACUCUGCGACUCUUCGGGUGGAUUCUUCUUCUUCUUCAUGAAGCUGGGAACCCGGUCUGAACUGAAACCAUGAUGAAAUGGUUCUCCAGCGAGGAGGGAGAGCCCGGCUCUGUUGGCCCGGGCUCUCCCCGCGGCGCCGCCGGUGGUGGAGAGGUUGCUGUGGAGGAAAUGGCAGAGCGGCUCACCCAAACCGAGCAGCUCGUCGCUCAGCUGAAGGAGUUGAUCCGGGAGAAGGAUGCAACACUUCGCUCCAAAGAUGACCAACUGAAGGUGGAGAAGGAGACGUGUGAGGCCAAACUGUCGAAGCUGCGUCUCCAGAACAAGGCCAAGGUGACCUCGCUCAAUACACAGCUGGAGGAGCUGAAGAAACAACAGGGAGGUCAGGGCACGCCAACACACGGCAAAAAGGGCUCAUCAGAUGGAAGUGGAGAGCAAGCCAAUCGGGGAAAGAUCGUCCUGCUGAAGAAGAAGGUUGAAGAGCUGGAACAGCAGCUCGCACAACGAGUGGAGGAACUGGAGAACAAGAGGAGGGAGGUCGAGUCACAGCGGCAGCGAGGCGAGGAAAUGGACGCUAUGCUGCUGGAGAGGGACAGAAAGCUGGCAGAGAAAGAGGCAUACAUUGUCCACCUGCAAAUGGGGUUGGCAGGAGAUCAGCCCAUCACACCUGCACUACAACAAAAGGUUUCAGAGGACAGUGGAGCGAUGCAGGAGCUGCAGCUGCUGGUGCAGAGCCUGACCAAAAAGGUGGGAGAAUCCGAGGAGCGCUACAGUUUGCUGCAGGAGCAGGCAGACAGCCUCAAAGAGCUGCUGGUCACAGAGAAGGAGCAGUACAGUCAGAAGGAGAGCAUGUACAAACAGAACAUCCAGACAUUCAAAGACAUCAUUAUUCAGAAAGAUAACCAGCUGUUGGAGAUCAACCAGAUGCACGAACAGGAGCUCUUCAAGUUAGCAGCAAAGUCUGAUGCCAGUGCAGACUUAGAGCAGCUUCUGAAGGCUCUGAAACAGAAGCUGCAUGAGAAGGAGGAGGUGCUGCUGGGUAAAACCCAGGUCAUCGAUGUUCUCCAGGGAGAGGUGGAUGGCAGGGACCAACAGAUAAAGGAGCUUACAGAGCGGCUGCGUCGCCUACAAGUGGAGCGAGAGAGCCUGGAGUCCAAGAUGGAGGCAGAGAAGCAUGUGAUGCGAGCACAACUUCGCGACCUGAUGGAAAAGCAGCGGGCGGAGGUGCAGCGAAUGACUGAGCAGCAUCAGGCACAGAUGGCCCAAACGCAGCAGGAUCUCCUGGGGCAGCUGGAGGAGCUGAGGAGGGCCUCAGUCGCAGCACCACCUGCCAGUCAGGAGGCCUCGGCAAGUGGAAACGUGCCAGUGGAUUCAGCCUCCAUCCAAAGGAUAGCUGACCUGGAAGCAAAAGCAAAGAAAAAAACGGAUGAAGCCAGCAGAUCAGAGGCCAAGUUCCUGAAAAUGAAAGCCUGGUCUAAAUCUCGGAUCAGACAGUUGGAGGAGGAGUUGAAGAAGAGCCAGGCUGGAGGUGCCCCCCCAGACCUGACUGCCCUGCGGACUCGUAUCACAGCACUGGAGGAGGAGAGAGAGGAGAACCUCUGGAAAGUGGAACAAUAUGAGGAGCUCAAAGCAAAGAACGACAUGCUGGAGGCUAAGCUGGUGGUAUAUGAGGAGCAACAGAGGACACUACAAGCAGACCUGGAGCAGUUCACCAAGAGGGCUGCCUCUCAGGCCAGUGAGUCGGGCAGCGCCGACGACACUCAGAGCCAGGUGCUGGAGUGGCAGGAGAUGGUGGCCGAGGCGGUCAGUGCCAAGGACCGGGCCAAAGAGGAGAAGGCUGCCAUGGUCCUCCGCAUCAGCCACAUGGAGGAAGAACGAGAGGAACUGAUUGAGGAUGACUGGUUCUUUCCUGGCUGCUCCGAUCCAGCACUGGCCACUCGGCAGCAGGAGUUGGAGGAGGAGCUGGCUCAAUCUCGGGGGCUCGGCCAACACAGGGCCAAGAAGCUGACAGCUCCAGCCCAGCGAAGCCUGCAGGAGGACUUUGAAUUUGAUGGGCAGGCCCAAUUCCAGGACCCACGGAGCACCUCUGAGAGCACCACCCCGAUGGAGGGAGAGAACAUGGGAGGUUGGUGGCCCGAGUACAGUACUCCUGACACAGAUGGCUUGCGGUCCGUUGUGGAGGAGUUGGAGCUGGAAAGGAACCAACUGCAGGAGCAGAUACUGAGCCUGGAGGAGCGCUGUCAAGAUCUGGAGGAUCGACUGCAGUUGCAGGCCCGCAUAGAGACAUUACAGAAUGAGUCAGAGAAACUACAGAGCCAACUUGCCAGCGUCCGAAGUCAACAGGCCAGGGAUGCAGAGAAGCAUCAGCUGCUGGUUAGCAGUCUUAACGAACAGCUCAAAGGGCUGAGUAACACACAGGAGUGCUUGGAAAGCUCACUCAUCGAGAAGGAGAAUACGUUGGCCAAGACGUCUGAGAAACUUGAGCUCAUCAACAGCCUCCGAGAGUCUUUGAGUGAAAAAGAAAUUCAGUACAAAGAGGUGUCCGACAAGCUCCUUCAGACCGAGCACACUCUUGAGACUGUUUCCAAGAAAUGCAGUAGCUCAGAGAAACAGUGCUCUAAUUUGAAAACCGAAGUUGUCGACCUCACACAGAAGCUGAGUGUGCUGAAGGAGAAGACACAAAAGCAGGAAGUCACCAUAGAAACUUUACAAACUGAACUCGAUCAGACAAACGAAGAGCUGGACAAACUAAACACAGCUUACCUGGAGGAACGAGCCCAACUCAUUCAUGACCUUCAAAGCUGUGAGAGGGAAAUUGAUAGUCUGAAAGAUACCCUAUUGGAAAAGGACAAAGAGAUAUCAACCCUUUCCAGUAACGUGGCGGAAUAUGCUGAACAGGUCACAGUGCUGAAGCAGGAGCUCAAACUCAAAGAAGAGAACCUGGUUCAUGUAGAAAAUGCGCUGAGUAAGGCUGAGCGGGAGGCCAUGAUUAUCCGAGAGUCACAGAAUUCAGACCAGCAAACCCUGGAUAGCAAGAUCGCAGAGCUAGUCGGGAACCUCAAGGAUACUGAGAUGGAGUUGGUCAAGGCCAAAGAGGAAAGAGAGUCUAAAAUGGCUGAGGUGGAACUUCUGAUAAAGCAGACUGAAGAAGACAAGAAAACUAUUCAGGACCUUCGAGGGCAAGUCCAGAAACAGAUUGUGAACCACCGUAAUCAUCUGUCUGAAUGUGAAUCACACAUCACUUCCCUAAAGGAACAGCUGACUUUAUCCAACCAAAAGCUCCAAGAGACAGAAGGACUUGUUGUCCAGCUCAAGGACAAAAAUACAAGUAAUGAGCAACUACAGCAACAACUUAAUGAUAAAGAACAGACAUAUGAAAAAGAGCUAAAAUCAUUUAAGGAUGAACAGAAUAAACUUCUGGCACAGGUGGAAAAAUACAAUAAUGAAAUGCAGACGUUGUCCAAACAAUUAGAAGGGCAAGUACAGAGUGAGGAGCACAUCAAAAAGGAGAUGAUAGAGAAACUAGAAACCAUUGCGUCACUGGAAAACCAACUGAAGGCAACUGAUAAACAGGCCGAGGACGAGAGGCAGAAAUUCAACACUGAAUUGAAAGUCCGGGAUUCAGAAAAUGAGAAGUUGAGCAAUGAACUUCAAAGCAAAUCUGAAAACAUCUCCAAACUCAAGGGCCUAUUAAAAGGCAUGAAGACUGAGAAAAAGCAUCUGCAAGAAAAACUUGAAGGACUGACUAAGGAGCUUGAGCUUCAGACGCAGAAUGUAUAUCAACUUAGUGAAAAGGUUGCUUCUGCUCUUGAACUUAACAGCAGUCUUGAGAGUCAAGUACAUCGCCUUACAGAAGAGAAAGAGAGACUUGAACUAGAACUUACUGAAAGUGUAAAAACUAUUUCAGAAGUUACAGCUGAAAAGGAAUCAUUGCAAGCCAACGUAUCCAUGUUUGAAACGCAGCAUUCACAAAACAACACAAUAAUUGAAGGGCUACAAAAAGAUAAAGAGGAACUGACUGUUCGUACUAAUGAGUUAAAUAGAGUUCUUGAGCAAAGCACACACUCAAACUCAGAGAUUCUGCUGGAAAAAACAAAUGAAUGUAGUAAACUCAACCAGUUACUCAGGGAAAGGGAGGAGAACGUGACACAACUGCAAGAACAAGUGCAAACCUUGACUUCUAAGGCAGACCAGCUCCAGCAUGACGUGGCAGAAAAAGAGCAGACUGUAAAUGAUCUUCGAGGACAACUAGAGGCCCAACAAAACCAGCAAACGCAACUUCAGGAAACAAUAUCUCUGCUUCGAGAACAGGAAUGCAGUCUGAAGUCUGGCUUAAUGGAGAAGGAUACAGUGUUGAAAGAAAAUCACAGUUUGCAAAAUGAAGUCACACAGCAGAAAAAUGUUGUAUCUAAGCUACAAGAAGAAACUGCAUCACUUAAUGGAGAAUGCUCACAACUGCGCCAGCAAAUUAAAGAGAGAGAGGAAAAGUUGAAAAUUUUGAAACAGCAGUGUCAAAAACACAAAGACAAACUGAAUGAUACAAACAAGACUGUUAAGUCUCUGAGUGACCAAAUAACUGUCAUGGAAGAAAAUGCCAGAAAGCUUGAGUCUGAAGCAGAGGUGAGGCAAACAGAGUUAGCUAACCUAAACAGCCACAUCCAGGCAGUGACUCAAGAAAACCACCAACUUCGUACUGCCUGUGAAACCAGAGAAAAGCAGCUUGCUCAGCAAACACAGGUUCUGUCUGAUCUCGAUGGACAGCUUAAAGCGACUCUUGAACAGAACUCCAGUUUUAAUGUUAAGAUUAGCAUCCUAACAGAAAAUAAUCAGAAACUACAAGAGGAGUUAGCACAGAACAUCAAAUCAGCUUCUGAACUAAACUCUCGGCUUGAAAUUCAAAUCUCAGAGAAUCAGAAAAUAAUUGACGGCCUGUUAAAGGAAAAGGAGACGCUUACUAUUGCAGCAGAUGAAUUAAAAAGAAUCCUCAAUGAAAGCGAACUGUCAAACUCUGCGGGUUUGCUUGAGAAAACAAGUGAAUGUGCCAAUCUAUCAAAAACAUUAUCAGAGAGAGAAGAACAACUUCAAAGUCUACGAGAGCAAGUUGAUGGCUUACAAAAGCAAGUUGGUCAACUCAGCAAGUCCUUGAAUGAGAAUAAGCAAACAGUGUCAGAACAGAGUUCACAGUUGGAAGCUCAGCAGAACCAACUGCUGCAACUUCAGGAUACAGUAUCCAUGCUUCAGGAACAAGGAUCUGUCCUCAAGUCAGGGCUAAUGGAGAAAGACACGAUGUUUCAGCAGAAAGCAGAAGAAUGUAGCAUGUAUCAGAAUGAAGUCAUGCAACAGAAAACCCUCCUAUCACAGAUGCAGGGUGAGGUAGAGUCACUCAGACAAAAGUGCUUGGAGGCCAAACAGCAGAUAGAGCAAAAAGAACAGACAUUAAAAGAAGUAACAAAUGAGCUUCAAAACCACAAAGAUGAGCUGAAUAAACGAAGCGAAUCAGUGAUUUCACUCAGCAGUCAGCUUGGUGCGAUGAAUGAGAAUGCCGCAGAAAUGGAGGUUGAAAUUACCAACCUAAAGACGGCUGUGCAAAAACUCACGGCAGAAAACUCUCAGCUGACACAGGAGGAGGACCAGAGGAAAGCAGAGAUAAUUGAUUUUAAAGACAACAUUCAAGCACUCAACGAGCAGAAUACAAAAUUAAAAUCUGAAUUUCAGAAAACGAUUACAGAGCUGUCAAAAGCACACGAAGAAGUCACAUUUCUCAAAACAGCAUGCAUAGAGAAGGAUAGCCUCCAUUCGAUUGUGCAAAGAAAAGAUGAAUGCCUGCAACAGCAUGAGACUUUGAUUGAGCAGCUCAACAGUAGGAUUGCUGCACAGGAGGAGCAGCUGAAACAGAAAACAGAUGACAAUGUCAGUUUAAGUGCCAAAGUUUCAGAGCUUGAAGAUUCUGUCUGUAAACUCCGAGGUCAAGUUGACAGUCUUACUUCAGAGUCAUCUGUACUGAAAAGUACUUUGGUGAAAAAAGAACAGUCAAGUCUUGAAUAUAAAAGUCAAUCUUCCACUGCUGUUGAAAACCUCAAUUCAAAUCUACAAGCCAAAGAGGCCGAGUGUGAGAGCUUGAAAGAGCAGAUUUCACACCUUGAAGAAUCAGUCACCAAGCUCAACAACACCCUCCAAGUACAGAUAUCUGAAGUGGAAAAUCUGAAAAGGGCCUUGGAUGAAAAAGAUGCAGCUCUUUUGGACCAAUCGAAGUCUCUUCAGGAUAUUCAAAGAAGAGCAGAUGAGGCUUUCCUCUUCAAAACUCAGUUCAUGGAAAGCACAGAGUUGGUGUCACAGCUUCAGAGUCAAAUUCAGUUACUGUCCAGUGAGUCUGAAAACCUCAAAAAGUCAGCCGAAGAAACACAAAGUGCCUUUAAUAAUCUACAGGAGAAAUAUGCAACUAACUUAGAGGAGUUGCAAGAUACAAGAAAGCAACUGUCUCAAAGGACUGAUGAGAUGUCAAACCUUCGGAGGUUAUUGGAUGAUACCAAUAACGAACAUCAGACAGCAAAGACCACUAUAGAAACACUGAGAAAUGAGUUAUCAGUGAUCCAUCACAAACUUGAGAAAACAGAAGACUUAAACUCCAGUCUUUCAAAGGAAAAAGAGGAAGCUUUUGCUUCUCAUCAAGCAAGCGUGUCACUGCUGACUGUUGAAAUAGAAAGACUGAAAUCACAACAUCUUCAAGUUGUGGCACAGAUGAAUGCACUGACAGAAAACCUUGAGCAGAGAGAAAUGGCUCUCCAUGCAAUUAACAGUCAAUUCACGUCGCAGGCCAAACACGCGUCUCAGCUGGUUUCGGAAAUGCAGAGACUAGAAGAGCAGAAUAAGAGGCUAAAUGAGGAGAUUAGUUUGUCAAAGGAAGAGCACCAGAAGCUUCUUAGUGCAGUCAGUAAUGAAAACACACAUUUGCAAGAGGAAGUUAGAAAAGUUUUUGCAGAGAAGGAAGAGCUGGAAAGGAGACAUCAUCAAAUAUGGGCAUCGCAGGGGGAGCUGCAGAUUCAAAUGAAGCAGCAGUCCAGCAGCAUGAACGAAACAGCGGAGAAAAUGAUGUCCGAGAAGGAGAGCCUUCAAGCAAAGGAGACGAAGCAGAGGAUGCAAACUGACGGAGUGUCACCUGAAGGAGAAAUCAGCAGCUACCAGAAAGAACCAGCAGAUCUGAGGUCUGACACAGAGAGGAAGGACCCGCUGCCAGUCAAGGAGACGGUCGUCCUGGCAGGUCAGAGUGGAGCGGACGAGGUGGUGAGUCGGUUGGAGGCAGAGAGGUACCAGCUCCACAGAGACCUGCAGCGCUGCAUGUAUGAGAUGCAGCAACGAGACCAGUACUUCCAGCAGCUCAACUCUAAGUUGCAGCAGGUAGUGGAGGAGAAAGGCACUGUUGCUGCUCAGCUGAGGGCCGUUUCCCAAACCCUGAGGGACACCCAGAACCGCUGCGACUGGCUGGAAGGCCAGGUGCAAGGCCAGGCUCAGGGGUCAGUAUAUGCUGAGGUUGCACCUGGAGCCCCCCAGGAGAGGACCAACAACUCCAUGACUGCUGAAACUGCUGAAGCCGCUCAGCUCCAAGAAAGGCUGCUCGAGGUGGAGCAGAGUCUGGCCGAUGAGAGAGCCAGGAGAGAGACAGCUGAGGAGGCUCUGCGUCUCUCUGAGGACAGAGCAAAGAGCGUUGGUUCCAGCGCGUCCAGAGACGGUCAGAGAGACUUCAGUAUCGAGAUGGAAACAGAGGAAGAGUGGGAAGCUCUCAGUCUCAACCCGAACCAGCCUUUAAUAACACGGAAGGUGAAAGGCGGCAUGGUGGCGUGCCGACGGUGGAUCAGAGGGCGGAGCCUCUACUUCUCCAGGCUGUUGACGAGCCGCGCCCGCUCUCGAUAUUUCUUUCUGGCCUACCUGCUCACAAUACACGUGCUCGUCCUCAUGUGCCUCACUGGUGCCCUGUAAGAAGGUCACACUGGGAAAUUCCAGCAUUUUUUAUAUUCCAUCUGUGUUUAAAGCUUGGGAAAACACUAAAGCCGGCACACGUACAGCCGUUCACAGGUCCCACCUGUCCUCCUUAAUGUCGCGUUACGUCACCUUACCUGCUCAGUCGAUGACAUCACGCUCUGCUAGAUGGACGGAUAGCAACGACGGCGAGGUGGCUGACGCAAUCCUCUGCUAGUUGUAAUGUCCUUUUUAUUUAUCUGUGGUUUUGCGAGACUGAACACAGUGAGGUUAUUAACUACAACUGAGAGUUUUUUAUUUAAAUGUUGUAAUGUAAAUCAAGCCUUAAAGCACGAGUCUCCCCUUCUUUCCUCCAGAAGCAGACCCUUCCUUAGUCCCGCCCCCUUUUUGCUCUGCGCCCCAAUCACAGUUGUGCAAGCAUCGAUCAGCUUCCUCCUUUCCUGUACUUAGAUAUGCUAUAUGCUAGGCUAAUGUAUGUUGAAAAGACAACCACAUUUUGAAGAUGGUUAAAAGAUAAAAGUGACAUAUAGUGACAUAGUCACUAGCUAACUAAUCUACACGAAUCGUUAGUUAGCUACUUACAUCUGUUAGCUAAACAGAAGCUAUUAGCAAGCUAACAAUUGAUGUAAAUUAGCUAGCUAGCAUUUUUCUAACAUUAGCUAACUUAAGAUGUGGCUAUAUACUUUAUAUGUGGCGUUUAUCUUUUAACCAUCUUCAAAGUGUGGUUAUUUUUUCAGCAUAGAUUAGCCUAGCAUAUAGCAUAUCUAUCAGUACAGGAAAGGAGGAAGUUGACGAGGUUCCCAAAGGGGCGGGACUUAGGAAGGAUCCGUUAUUUAAGCGUGUUGCCUACAGUUUGUCUUGGAGACGAGGAAAGUCCUCCAGUCGGUGGAGUUUCAGAAUGAACUCCUACGUUAAAGCCUAAGAAGGUGCAGAAAGCCAUAUCCACUCUGGGUUGACACUACCGUAUAAGUCUUGUUUUCACUCUUCACCUUGUUUCCCCGAGCUGGGAACAAACAUGCAAACAUCCCGUCUGUCAGUAACUGUUUGCUUUACAUGCAAAUCACAGAUAUGGGCACCAGCUGCUGCUCUCUCUCGCCUGCCUGGUUUCAUACCUUGCACAUAAUCGUGAUGCUGAGUUAAAAACUAUGCACUGAAACUCCGAAUGUGUAUAUAAUCAUCUCAUGUAAGCGCAGAAGCACUACACCCCUCCCACUCCCUCCUGUUCCCUUUAACUGUAAAGCCAAAGGUGUUUGUGUUCUCACCUUGGCCGUUUGAAUAAGUGCUCUCACGCCCGUUAAAGAUGGUGGGAGACGAUGCUUUUUAAAAAGUCUGCAGGUUCUCCGGUGUCACAGUUUGUGAAUGGACCUGAAAAGUACACACUGUAUGUAUUUAAGAUGUCUCUGUAUUUAUGUGUGCAUCCUCCUCAGAAAGUGUGCUGUACAGUAUCUAUUAUGGACUGUAUGUUUGUAUAUACACAUUUCUAUCUUCCGCCUGAUGUUUGAAGACUUGUACAUUUCUUCUUGAUUGUUUGGAGUUUGAAAAUGUGGCCGGUAAGAGACGGGUUUUCACAAAAGGAGGUCGAUUAAUAAGCCAGAAAUAUAUAUAUAUAUAUAUAUAAAAGAUGAGAUCUCUGAGAGAAAGUAGAAUAAAGUGUAACAGAUGCUUUCUGGCUCGUUAAUUGAUCUGUUUUGUAGAAAUAUAAAUGGUUGCUGAUGAGUUUGUGCUACUUUGUCCUAAUGAUCUGUACAUAAAGGUGUGAUUGACGGACAAAACGAUGAGCUGAAUCUAUUUAUGAAAAAAAGUAAACUACUGAAAAAUGUUCAGAUGGCAUAUUUUCUCUGCUGCCUCUAUUUUUAAGAGAUAGUUGACGCUGUUGGCCUUUUGAUGACAUUAAGCUUAACUUGGUGCAAUACUGUGUCCGAGGUGAACUUUUUCAGAUCCCCCUUUACCCAUCUGGAAAGAAAUUUAAUAAAGCUUAUUGAACUUUU
Dicentrarchus labrax (European seabass) is the source of this 10039-nucleotide messenger RNA. RefSeq names its product golgin subfamily B member 1. Lineage: Eukaryota; Metazoa; Chordata; Actinopteri; Moronidae. The transcript is spliced from 29 exons. Bases 150 to 8051 code for a protein of 2633 amino acids. Gene Ontology annotation, cellular component: Golgi apparatus. The record is from RefSeq and is a predicted model, not a curated record.